GUAGGUGUCUGUUCUCUGCUGGGUACUGAAACACACAGCAAGCAGGAUGUAGCCCAGUAUCGACACUAUGCAGGCAUCACACUGGUGGUAACCUGCUGCUGCCACAACAAGCCGUUGCCCGGUGUAUUUAAAACGAGGCAUGCGCAAAUAUGCAAUUGUGGAGACCAGUGAAAUGACUAUAUAGCACGGUUCCCUAGCUGGCGUCCCGCUGCUGACUCUUGUUGAUGAUCCCUGCUGUAUAGCCUUCAGUCCUGCUGAUUUGAAUAGUAUCAAGCCCGUGAUCAGAGCAACAGACGGCUCUUUGGGGAUCUCAUUUUCAUCCACUUCAGUCCUCUAUGUGAGACAAGCAGGAUGGGCUGUUCCACGAGUACCCAGACAACAGCGCAGGACACCACCAGACAGCCCAGCUCUAAACCAGAGGAAAGCAAUGGAACCAGCACUACAGGGGCGGCUAAUGAGAACGGUAAGGUUGCGGAGGACAGUGAGACCAUCCCAGAUCACACAGUGACCGUGGCAGCCACAGGAGGGGAGGCCCAAGCCGAGGCUCCUGCAGACACCACAGACCCAGCCCCUGCAGCGGAGACCCUGGCCCAGAGUGAGACCAAGCCUGCAGCUGAUGCUCCUGCAGCAGCCACUUCCCCCGAGCAGCCAGCCAGCUCUCCAGAGCCUCCCCCUGCAGCCCAGGACCCUGCAGCUGAGGUCCCAGCAGAGGCCGAUACAACUGCAACGAGCCCCUAAUCAGGGAAAUGAAGCCGGUCUUCCCAUUGUUGUGGAUGAAGAAUCUGCAUGAAUGUCCUAAUUUGAAAGCGAGAGAGGAUGACAAUAUAUACACACCACUUGCCUGUUGCCAAGCUGCAGACCAGCUGAUCUCUGUGACCAGGAUCAAUCGGUCAUCAUUGUGCCUUUUUCCUCUGUAAAUACUCUACUUCCUGUGCAUUUAGUUGUAUUAUUAGUAUUGUUUAUGAAACAUUCAUUAGAUAAUUGCUUCAAAGUAACUUAUAAAUGCUUAUUAAUAUUUGCUUGAAUCUAAAAUCUACAUUUCUGGUGACUAGAGUUUGUAUUACAGCCUUGUAACGACGUGGGAUCAAGUAUGUGGGAAAAAGUAUGUGGGAUCAAGUAUGUGGGAUUAAGUAUGUGGGAUUAAGCGACCAACACUAAUUUGUCAGAAUUAUUCAUUCAGGAACAACUUGACACACAUAUUUGAGAAAUGAAGCCAACAACUAUUAGACAUGUACAUGAUGUUUUUACAGCUGGCUUGGAUUGUACAGCCCAUGUUACGACCAUGUUAUAAGGGUAUAUAAUAUGACCAAGUUGUUAAGCUCUAUGACCAUGUUGUUAAGCUCUAUGACCAUGUUGUAAGGGUAUAUAAUAUGACCAUGUUGUUAAGCUCUAUGACCAUGUUGUUAAGCUCUAUGGCCAUGUUAUAAGGGUAUAUAAUAUGACCAUGUUGUUAAGCUCUAUGACCAUGUUGUUAAGCUCUAUGGCCAUGUUAUAAGGGUAUAUAAUAUGACCAUGUUGUUAAGCUCUAUGACCAUGUUGUUAAGCUCUAUGACCAUGUUAUAAGGGUAUAUAAUAUGACCAUGUUAUUAAGCUCUAUGACCAUGUUAUUAAGCUCUAUGACCAUGUUGUUAAGCUCUAUGGCCAUGUUAUAAGGGUAUAUAAUAUGACCAUGUUGUUAAGCUCUAUGACCAUGUUGUUAAGCUCUAUGACCAUGUUGUUAAGCCCUAUGACCAUGUUGUUAAGCUCUAUGACCAUGUUGUUAAGCUCUAUGGCCAUGUUAUAAGGGUAUAUAAUAUGACCAUGUUGUUAAGCUCUGUGACCAUGUUGUUAAGCUCUAUGACCAUGUUGUUAAGCUCUAUGGCCAUGUUAUUAAGCUCUAUGACCAUGUUGUUAAGCUCUAUGACCAUGUUAUAAGGGUAUAUAAUAUGACCAUGUUGUUAAGCUCUAUGACCAUGUUGUUAAGCUCUAUGACCAUGUUAUAAGGGUAUAUAAUAUGACCAUGUUGUUAAGCUCUAUGACCAUGUUGUUAAGCUCUAUGGCCAUGUUAUAACGGUUUGAAUAAAACAGUUACUGAA
Messenger RNA from Oncorhynchus masou masou (cherry salmon), 2075 nucleotides. RefSeq lists its product as uncharacterized. The record is from RefSeq and is a predicted model, not a curated record. The transcript is spliced from 4 exons. NCBI's taxonomy places the organism in Eukaryota, Metazoa, Chordata, Actinopteri, Salmoniformes, Salmonidae. The coding region runs from base 352 to 738 and encodes 128 amino acids.